Nematolebias whitei (Rio pearlfish) is the source of this 3177-nucleotide messenger RNA. It is a transcript of the gene adamts17, whose product is annotated as ADAM metallopeptidase with thrombospondin type 1 motif, 17. The record is from RefSeq and is a predicted model, not a curated record. The transcript is spliced from 23 exons. Bases 1 to 3177 code for a protein of 1058 amino acids. Lineage: Eukaryota; Metazoa; Chordata; Actinopteri; Cyprinodontiformes; Rivulidae. Gene Ontology annotation, biological process: extracellular matrix organization; proteolysis. Gene Ontology annotation, cellular component: extracellular matrix. Gene Ontology annotation, molecular function: metalloendopeptidase activity.
AUGUUUGUCCGCCAUGUUGCCUGCCUGCUCCUCUCUCUCCUGUGCACCGGAGGGCCGCCGGCCCAGGCUGAGCUGGAGGCAGAGGAGGUGAUUCCCUGGCUGCUGUCCUUACAGGAGAUGGACAAGUUGCUGCCUUAUCAUGGACAUUCCAAACCAGACUACAUCAUCGUUUUACUGCCUGCAUUUGGACACAAUCUGUAUCUAAAUCUAACACGGGACGUUGCAGUUUUUCCAAAGAACAUUGUUGUGGAGGAGAGGUUCAGGAACCAAAGUGUGGUGGUCAAACAUUUAACUAUGAACCAACAUUGCUUUUACUCUGGCUUCAUCAUCAACCAGAUGGACUCUGUGGCAUCACUGAGCACCUGUGGUGGUUUGAAUGGACACAUUCAGAUGGGUCAGGACUUCUGGUUAAUCCAGCCAGUGGAUCAACAGAACCCAUCAACACCAUUUUCUGGACUGAAGCACCGCCUGGUUCCACACCAAAGCUGGGCCAAGACCAACUCUGGACAAAACACUGACCCUCCGGUUUACUGUGGACUUAUUCAAGAGAAACAAAAGAAGAAGAGCUCCAUCCACAAGAGUCGCAUGAAGAGAGACGUCCUGAACUUGGACCAAACAUACACUGUGGAGACUGUGGUGGUGGCAGACUCUGAUAUGGUGCAGUUCCAUGGAGCUGAAGGGGCUCAGAGGUUCCUGCUUACUGUCAUGAACAUGGUUAACAACCUGUUUCAGCAUAAGAGUCUGGGAGUCCGGAUCAACAUACAAGUUACUAAGCUGCUGCUGCUUCACAAGCGUCCUGAAAACUUGUUUGUGAGUCAUCAUGGACAAAGGUCUCUGGAAAGCUUCUGCCGCUGGCAGCAUCAGGAGUUAAGGGUGCCUCAGAACCUUGGGCCCAACCAGAUCACUGGUGGGAGGUUUGACAUUCCUUCAUCAGAUACUGCUGUGCUGGUCACCAGAACAGAUUUCUGUGUUCAUAAAAAUGAACCCUGUGAUACUGUUGGUGUUGCUUAUCUGGGUGGGAUUUGCAGCGCAAGGAGGAAUUGUGUGGUAGCAGAAGACAAUGGCUUAAGUUUGGCUUUCACUAUCGCUCACGAGUUGGGCCACAACAUGGGAAUGAAUCAUGAUGACCAUCAUACUAACUGCACAAGUCACUCACAUAUAAUGUCUGGUGAGUGGAUAAAAGGUAGAAACCCCAGCGAACUCUUCUGGUCAUCCUGCAGUCGCAGCGACGUGAAGAAAUUUCUCAGAUCUGAAGCCAGUAGCUGUCUUUGGCGCACAGACCCCAGAAACCCUCCCUGGGUCCCUCUGUCCUCCAAAAUGCCAGGGAUGCACUACAGUGUUGCUGAACAGUGCCAGAUCCUGUUUGGAACUAAUGCCACAUUCUGCUCUGAAAUGAAGGAUCAUAUGUGUGCUGGCCUGUGGUGUUUAGAAGCGGGAGAGACUUCCUGCAAGACGAAACUUGAUCCUCCUCUGGAAGGAACCGAGUGUGGAACAGAUAAGUGGUGCAGAGCAGGAGAAUGUGUCAGUAAGGCUCCCAUCCCUCAACAUGCGGACGGAGACUGGAGUUCAUGGAGUCAGUGGAGCAUGUGCAGUCGAACCUGUGGUACCGGGGUCCAGUUCAGACAGAGGAAAUGUGACAACCCACCGCCUGGUCCAGAUGGAAGACACUGUCCAGAGUCCAGUGUGGAGCAUAAGGCCUGUGAGGGCCACCCAUGUCCCAAAGGGGCCCCUGGAUUCAGAGACCUGCAGUGUUUUUCCUUAAACCGACAUGUUGGUGUGCUAACAGCUGUUAUUAAUGAAGAGAAGCCGUGUGUGUUGUUCUGCAGCCCACCAGGCCACCAUGUCCCGGUUCUGAUGGCUGACAAAGUCAUCGAUGGGACUCCUUGUGGCCCGUUUGAGUCGGGUCUGUGUGUUAACGGGAGCUGUAAGAACAUUGGGUGUGAUGGCAUUGUCGGCUCGUCAGCAGAGGAAGAUAUUUGUGGUGUUUGUAAUGGACAUGGACUCUCGUGUAAAAGAGUGAAAGGAGAGUUUAACUACACCAAGGGAAUUGGUUACGUUGAAGCUGUGGUUUUUCCAGCAGGAGCACAGAGGAUCAAAGUGGUGGAGGACAAACCUUCACAGAGUUUUCUGGCACUAAAGGACUCCAGCAGGUCGAUCAACGGGAACUGGAAAAUCGAACUUCCAGGAGACUUCCAAUUGGCCGGGACCACAGUCCGCUAUGUCAGACAGGGUCUGUGGGAGAAGAUUUCUGCUAAAGGACCUACUAAGACCCCCUUACACCUGAUGGUCCUGCUCUUCUAUGACCAGAGCUAUAGAAUCCAUUAUGAAUACACCAUGUCGCUGAACACGACUCAGCUCAGCAGCAGUCAAACACCCAGCAAACCAGAAUUUCUUUAUAUCUGGGCACACAGCAACUGGCAGGACUGUUCUGCACCAUGUGGACGAGGAGAGAGGAGAACAGUGGUUUCCUGUGUGAGGAUCAUCAACAAAACCAUGGAGGUUGUUAAUGACAGCAACUGUCAAUCUGAGACCCGUCCUCAGUCCAAAGUACAACUCUGUCACACUCAGCCCUGUCAGUACAGGUGGGUGACAGGGGAGUUAGGACCUUGUUCCGUGUCCUGUGGAAAAGGUUUUCAGCAGAGGGAGGUGUCGUGUGUUUACUCCCUCCAGAAUGGCUCCAUCAUGAACACCAAAGACCAGUUCUGUGGAGCAGGAAAACCUCCUGUACUCCAGGACUGUGAGAGGACCCCCUGCCAAAGCCUGUGGGAGACUUCAGAGUGGUCAAAGUGUCAAUCAGAAUGUAGGGAAGGUGCUCGCAGAAGGAAUGUGACGUGUGGAGAUCCUCAGGGUCUCUGUGAUCUGCUGUCCAAGCCACCUGAAGAGGAGCCCUGUGAGAAGUCCUCCAGAUGUUAUGAGUGGAAGUUUGGAGACUGGUCCAAGUGCUCAGCCACCUGUGGGAGGGGUCUGCAGUCCCGGGUGGUCCAGUGUAUGCAUAAAGAGACCGGUCGUCAUGGAGACAACUGUCCACUGACUCUGAGACCACCAAUAUACCGACCCUGUCAGCGACCCUGUUCUGAAACCAGGAACAUCAGAACUUCUGCUUACCAGGGUGUGAAGCUGGUGUGCUACUUCUGUAAACCUGUUCCUGGUGCCCUUGUUGAGGUACAACUUCUGUAG